AUGCUAUAUUUCGUUAUUUGUAUAUUUGUCUUUUUUAGCUUCUUGAAGUUUACCAAACCAUAUAACCCUCCGGAAGACACGGAACAACGGCUGCUGGCUGUUUUCAAAGAGGCAGUUGACGACGCAUCCGAGGAGCACUGGAAAAAGUUUUCCUUUGAGGGCAAGUUAGAGCAAAAGUGUCGUUUUUUGUCGCUGGCUGAAAAGGCGUUAGGAAAACGAAUUCUGAGCAGCUAUCUGCAUGAUUUGAAAACUGUUGAGGACGUGUUGAAUUAUUUCAACAACAUAACGGCUUAUUCGGAAAUGAGUCGAAGUGAUCGGUCUCCCCAGAAUCUGCAUAUUAUGGAAGACGCGGUUCGUUUUCACCCCCUGACUGACACGCAGUUUGACGGCGUGAGUGCGUUUCCCAAAAGCUCCACCUACGUGUCCAGCUUACGUUACCGCCGCUAUUUGAAAGGCUAUCGCGCAAAAACCGAAUGGCAUCACUUUGAGGACAAAAAUUUCGACUAUACCGUUCCUCCUCCAGAUGCCCCUUGGACGAAGAAGAAGGCAGAAAGGAUGGACACCGUGAAGCCAUUUACCGAACUGCGGCUGAUUAAAAUUAUAUGA
Soboliphyme baturini is the source of this 606-nucleotide messenger RNA. The record is from the annotation of a GenBank genome assembly. Lineage: Eukaryota; Metazoa; Nematoda; Enoplea; Dioctophymatida; Soboliphymatidae.